Indicator indicator is the source of this 5086-nucleotide messenger RNA. Its product is annotated as ATP-binding cassette sub-family A member 9-like. Gene Ontology annotation, molecular function: ATP binding; ATP hydrolysis activity; lipid carrier activity. NCBI's taxonomy places the organism in Eukaryota, Metazoa, Chordata, Aves, Piciformes, Indicatoridae. The coding region runs from base 1 to 4953 and encodes 1650 amino acids. The record is from RefSeq and is a predicted model, not a curated record. Gene Ontology annotation, biological process: lipid transport; transmembrane transport. The transcript is spliced from 40 exons. Gene Ontology annotation, cellular component: intracellular membrane-bounded organelle; membrane.
AUGUCCGUCACAGGUACGAUACAGCACUUGUCAGCACUUAACAUUCCUUUCUACUGCAAGAGAGAUGAACAGCCCAGACCCCUCAGAGCUGUGGGAGACACAUUUCUAAUGGAAAGCACAUUACCAGCUGGGAAAAUGCAGGGAAUGCUCCAGAAAGCCUCCAAAAUAUUUCAACAAACUCGUGUUCUGCUAUGGAAGAACAUCCUCCCGGUGUGGAGAGUGAAGACAAAAAGUUUUCAGGAAUGGAUUACCUCAGUGGUUUAUCUCUUAACAAUGCAAUUAUCAGCAAAUAUGAUAUACCACUUCCCAGAGCAGGAAGUCCCCUACAGGUUCCUUGGAAGACUGGAUGAUCCAGCCUUUGACUCUGCUGGAGUCAUACUCAUGUACACACCUGUCACCAACACCACCAGGCAAAUAAUGAGCAAAGUGGCUUCAAAUUCUUCACUGAGAGGCAUAAAAAUAGAAGGGGUGGAAAACAAGAAGAAGCUGGAAGCAAGAGGAUAUUUGGAGGAAGAUGUCAUUGGUGUGGUUUUUAAGGAUGACUUCUCCUAUUCUCUGAGGUUUCAGAACUACAGGCUGAUAUAUCCAGAUGAUGUCGUGGAGCACUUUGAUACCUGCUUCAAUUUUUCAUCAGCUGCCUGCCAAAGCCCUGCAUACUGGUACAAGGGUUUCCUGUCAGUGCAGUCCAGCAUUGAUGCAGCAGUUAUAGAAAUAAAAACAAACCAUUCUGUCUGGGAAGAGAUGAAGUCCAUCGGCGGCGUUCGUCUGAGCUCCCCCUCCAUCAAACCUGUGUACAAACUGGAUUAUGUCUGGUUCAUUGUCUACAUUGUGCUCUGCUUCUCCCCAUACAUGUACUUCUUAUCAGUGAAGGUUACAAGAGAGAGAAAGAAGCUCAAGGUAUUAAUGAAGACCAUGGGGCUGCAUGACAUGGCGUUCUGGUUGUCCUGGAGCUUGCCCUACACCAUCUACAUCUCCAUAACAUCCAGCCUGCUGACACUGAUCACCAUUAAAGGAGUCCUCCAGGAUCACAGCUUUUCUGAAAUCUUUUGGUUUUAUUUCUUUUAUGGCAUAGCAUCUAUUCACUUCUGUUUCAUGCUCAGCUCGUUGUUAAAGCACCCAAAUAUUGCCAGUUUUGUGGGGUUUUCCCUUCACAUCAUCUUUGGGUUGCUGGGCUACAUGACAUUGCUUCUUAAACUGCCAUCAUCCUUGGAGUGGAUUUUUACUCUCUUCAGCCCUUUUGUCUUUACUGCUGGCUUCUCACAGGCACUCAAACUGGAAAUACAUGGACAAUCCUUUACACCAGGAUUCUACCCCUUCUUUAACCUAUACAUCCUACUGAGCCUUGACAGUGUCUUGUAUUUGCUGUUGGCCAUCUACUUUGAUAAGGUUUUGCCUGGCAAGUAUGGAGCACCAUAUCCACCUUUGUUCUUCCUGAGACCAUCCUACUGGUGCAAGCCCAGGGGUGGCUACAUGGGGAUGCAAGCUGGCAGUGAGAGCAACCACGAUCCUAUCUUCACCAAUAACACUGAGCCCAUGCCUCCAGGCUUUGAUGGGAAGGAAGCCAUCAGACUGACCAAUAUUAGAAAGAUAUACAAGAAGAACAACAGGAGAACUGAGGCUUUAAGUGGUUUGUCCUUAAGCAUAUAUGAAGGGCAGAUCACUGCAUUACUUGGUCACAGUGGAUCUGGAAAAACUUCUCUCUUAAAUGUGCUCAGUGGAUUUUCCAAACCUUCAGCAGGUUCUGCAACGAUAUACAACUACCAAGUGUCUGAAGUAGAGGAUCUGGAAGGAAUUCAGGGAAUGGUUGGGGUUUGCCCCCAGUUUAAUUUGCAUUUUGAAGUCUUAACGGUGAAGGAAAACCUGAGAACUUUUGCUCACAUCAAGGGGGUGCAGCAGAAAGAAGUAGAGCAAGAGGUGCACAAAGUUCUCACCAUGCUGGACCUCAGCAACCUUCAGGACGUUCGUGCUGAUGCUCUGAGUGGGGGACAAAAAAGAAAACUGUCUCUUGGAAUUGCAAUUUUAGGGAAUCCCCAGGUGUUGCUUUUAGAUGAGCCAACAGCUGGCUUGGAUCCCCUCUCCAGGCACCACGUGUGGAGCCUCCUGAAGGAAGGCCAGGCUGGCCGUGUGACGCUCUUCACCACCCAGUCCAUGGAGGAGGCUGAUGCUCAUGCUGAUCGGAAAGCUUUCCUCUCCAGAGGGAGAUUACAGUGUGUUGGUUCAUCUCUCUACUUGAAGAGAAAAUGGGGAAUUGGCUACCACUUAAGAAUACAGGUGAAUGACCUGUGUGACCCUGAGCUUACAUCAUCCCUGGUCAAGCAGUACAUCCCUGAUGCUGUGCUGAAAGGACAGAAGCAGAGUGAGCUGUGUUAUGUGCUACCUUUGGAGAACAUGGAUAGCUUCCCAGAUCUGUUCAGCCAUCUGGAGAACAAUCCUUUGCAAGGGGUUGUUAAGUAUGAGGUUAGUAGGACAACCCUGGAAGACGUUUUCCUGAAGCUCGAAGGUGAAGAAGCCAUCGAUCAAGAAGAAGAUGGAGACCUUGAGGAGAGGGCCCAAAGUCUCCCAGUGCUUUUGGAGCAGGAGAUGCAGAGAGUGAGUGGGAUGGCUCUCUGGAGGCAGCAGGUGUGUGCUGUGAUGAGAAUUCGCUUCUUCAAACUCAAGCACGAAGGAAAGCUUCUCGGCUCCAUAUUGCUGUUCUUUGGAAUAUUUAUCCUUCCAAUGCUGAUGACUUUCAUUGCAUUUCACCUGUGGGGCAGCUCCACUAGCUGGGAAAUCACAGCCAGCUCCUAUUUUGUUCCCACCAAAGAGAAAGUUCAAAACAAGUCAACAAAUCUUCUCAUCCUCAAUGAUACAGGAUCACAAAUUGAGAAUUUCCUUGUUGCUUUGGAGGCUCAAAAUAUCAUCCCAGAAAUAACUCAUGAGAAAAACAUCACAAGCAUUCCACUCUAUAAUGGAGCUCUGAAGAUAGCCCUGGAAGGCAAGAGCUACAGAUUCACAGCCAUGUGCAGUGUAGAAACCAUGAACUGCUUCCCCUUGCUCGUGAAUAUCCUCAGCAACACCUUCCUGAGGCUCUUCAACUCCACCGCGCGCUUCCGCGUCUGGAAUGAGCCCUUCCACAAUGCAGAAACAGGGAUAAGGAGUGACAUUUUUAUCUUCUGUCUUGAGUACAUGCUGAUUUUGGCUGCUGGUUUGCCCUCUCAGUUUGCAGUGAGCAGCAUGGAGGACUACAAGCUCCAGGCUCGUGCCCAGCUGCGGCUCUCAGGGCUCUUCCCCUCAGCAUAUUGGUGUGGGCAAGCUCUGGUGGACGUCCCACUCUUCUGGACCCUGAUGUGCCUCAUGUUUGGGGUUGUGCUGCUCAUAAACCGCAUCUGCCCCUUGGAAGCCAUCGACCUGCUGACCCUGAUCAUCUGUGUCACUGGUUAUGGAGCAUCUCUUGUCCUCCUCAUCUAUUUGAUUGCCUUUAGAUGUCGCAGGGGACGAAGCAAUCGUUACAUUUGGACUUCCAUCUUCGUUCUGUUGAAUAUAAUUCUCUCUACGAUCGAUCACCACCAUACAGCACUUUAUUUCAUCCUCUGUACUUUGAUUCCUGGGUCUCCACCUCUGGGCUGGUUGAUCUUCUCUGCACCAUAUUUCUCACUGCGUGAUGAAGAGGAUUUUCCUCCUGAGUCAUGGAAUUACAUCUUCAUACCUAUGUUUGCACCAUACAUCCAUUGUGUGAUUUUUGCUUUUCUCCUGCGCUGUUUGGAGAUGAGAUAUGGAGAACCAGUUUCCAGACUGGAUCCCAUCUUCAGGAUCCAGCAGAGGAAAGCAGUCACCCGCCAGAACAGGACCCACCCUGGGGAGGAGACCCCAGAAGUCCAGGCUGAGAGGGAGAGAGUGAGGAUAGCAAUGACCUCCCUGCAGCAGGAGGAGCCAGUUAUCAUUGCCGACAGUUUGCGCAAGGAAUACCAAGACAAGCAAGCCAGCUCCACCUUUAAGAAGAGGAAGAAAGUUGCUGUCCAAAACCUCUCUCUUAGUGUUAAAAAAGGAGAAGUAUUAGGUCUGUUAGGACCCAACGGAGCUGGGAAAAGCACAACAAUACACAUGAUUUCUGGAGACAUAGCAGUGACUGCUGGGGAGGUGCUGCUCAAGAACUGUGAUGCAGCUGCCUCCUCCCCAGGGCAGGGCAGCCCAGGGAGUCUGGGCUGCUGCCCACAGCAGGACCAUCUGUGGGCAGACCUCACCGUGCACCAGCAUCUGGAGGCGUACGCUGCCAUCAGGGGGAUAAGGGAAGAAGAUGCAGCUGCUGCCAUCAGCCGCAUAGCAAAGGCCUUGGAUCUCCAGAAGCAUUUUAAAACUCCAGCUAGGAGGUUAUCUGCUGGACAAGCCAGGGAGCUGUGUUUUGCACUGAGUGUCCUGGGAAAUCCGACAGUGCUGCUCUGGGAUGAGCCAUCGGUGAGCAUGGACGUGAAAGGACAACGCCGUAUGUGGAAAGUGAUCCGGAAUGCCAUGAAGAGCAAGGAGCAGGCAGCCAUCCUCGUCACGCAGUACCUGGAAGAGGCGAUGGCCAUAUGUGACCGGGUGGCCAUCCUGGUGUCAGGGCACCUGAGGUAUAUUGGUACAACUGAGGACCUCAAAAGCAAGUUUGGCAGAAGUUACCACCUAGAAGUCAAACUUGCCGACACAAGACAAAGCGACGCUGUCCACGCUGAAAUUGUUCAGCUCUUCCCCUCUGCAGCUCGGCAAGAAAGGACUUCUUCCUUGCUCACCUACAAGAUCCUCAUGGAACAUGUGCUACCUCUGUCCCAGGCUUUCUCCAAGCUAGAAGCAGCUAAACAGAAGUUCAGGCUUGAGGAUUACAGCUUGUCAUUGCACUCUCUGCAGCAGGUAUUUGUAGACCUCACCAGGGACCUGGAAGAGCACAGCCUGGAUGUGGCAUCUGAUGGGGCUGUGGAGCAGAGACCACUUCACCCCUGAGCCCUUGGAGCCACAAAGGAAAACAUUCAGCCUGAUUCCUCAGUGUUACUGCUACGAGUGAUUGGAUGCAGCCCUAGGGCUUGGUUACUCGUGUCAUAGCACCUACUGCUCUGCAGGUUCUCUGCCUCACCAG